AUGUUUCACUCUCUUCCAAAUGGCGAGAAGGAGCCCGUCUCUUUCCUUGAAAGUGGUUAUGAAAAGUGUAUUGUCACAAGUUCUUGCAGCAAGUCAUAUGGUGUUCCUGGCAUCAGAGUCGCUCGUUUCACGCAAAUCCGCAACUACAGUACUAUAAGUGUUGGGCAAAUUGACGAAGCAAUUGCUGUAGAAGCACUCUCGUCAAGAUGCCGCCAACGCUUAAUCCAAAGGAGUCUCGACAUGGCCAAGGUUAACCAUACAUUCCUUGCUAAAUUCGUAGCUGAGCAUCCACAGGACGGACGUCCUCUUCAUGAUCAGGAGUUUGCUCUACAGUUUCUAAAAACUAAAAAUAUACUAUUCUGCCCCGCCAGACUUUGCUUUGAGGAAUACGACCAAGGAAGCCUCCAAGGCUGUCUUCGUUUGGGUUUCGUGAUGCAUCCGGAGUCGUUUCGUUAUGGCAUGGAGCAGCUUGCAGACUUCCUAGAGGCAGAGUCGGGUUUACUAUAG
Penicillium argentinense is the source of this 507-nucleotide messenger RNA. RefSeq lists its product as uncharacterized. The record is from RefSeq and is a predicted model, not a curated record. Gene Ontology annotation, molecular function: catalytic activity; pyridoxal phosphate binding. The transcript is spliced from 3 exons. NCBI's taxonomy places the organism in Eukaryota, Fungi, Ascomycota, Eurotiomycetes, Eurotiales, Aspergillaceae. The coding region runs from base 1 to 507 and encodes 168 amino acids. Gene Ontology annotation, biological process: biosynthetic process.